Molecule: messenger RNA, 1381 nt
Organism: Papilio polytes (common Mormon)
Lineage: Eukaryota; Metazoa; Arthropoda; Insecta; Lepidoptera; Papilionidae
Exons: 4
Coding region: 363-1157 (264 amino acids)
Biological process (GO): regulation of transcription by RNA polymerase II
Molecular function (GO): RNA polymerase II cis-regulatory region sequence-specific DNA binding; protein dimerization activity; DNA-binding transcription factor activity, RNA polymerase II-specific
Source: RefSeq, a predicted model, not a curated record
GUAUUUUUAACCCUAUCUAAUAGUCACUUUAACGUGUGAAUUUGUUUUGCAAAAGUUCGAAUUUUAAAAUCUGCAUAUUUAUAACCGGUAAUAAAAGCUAAAGUUAUUGUCCGAUUAACUAAAUGCGAAUAUAUCGCGUAAUAACAACCACACCCACCGCAAGUCAGUGAUUGGUCGGUUGUCCCAAGUCUCUCCACCAAUCAGAAACUGAUUUCGCAACCCCCUGUUCGAAAUUUAAAUAUUUUUUCUCAUUAUCCCCUCAGUCGUGUUUCACACGUCAGAGGAUCAUGUUCCUCCUAUAAGUUGUUGAAUAUAUUUUAUAGUGCUUUUGUGUUAGUAUAAAAGGUUUUCAAUUAGUGUUUAUGCCAACUGUGAGUGAUAAAUUGUCUGGGAAUUGUAACCCAGCGAUGGCAUCAGAUCAGGAGUCGUCGGAUGAAGAGCCCGAUAGUGAAAUGUUAAGUGAUGACUUAUACUUGCAGGACAGUGACGAUGAUCGACAGGCUAGGAGUGUUCAGAGUCUCUCAGAAGACCUACCUGCAUUGAACUGCUUGCUGCGACCUCCUCGGAAGCUGUUCACGAAUUGCCGCGAGCGCUGGCGACAGCAGAAUGUGAGCGGCGCCUUCGCCGAGUUGAGAAGACUGGUGCCCACACAUCCUCCCGAUAAGAAAUUAUCCAAGAAUGAGAUACUUCGGAUGGCGAUUAGAUACAUCGGUCUUCUCUGCGAAGUGCUAGAGUGGCAGAAAAGUCAUGGUCUACUCACUAAUAAGGAAAACUCUAAUCUGGCUGUAAAAUGCGAGUCACCGUUGAGCCCACAGAGCAGAAAUUUACGUCUCAAAAGACCAUACCAUGAUGAUGACAAACCAAAGAUCGAUGGUGAUUUUUGCAAAUACGGUGAUGAAAACGAGGAGAAUCUUCGAAGGAAUAUACAGAGGAAUGUUGGUUUUAACAAGGAUUAUUUUUUCGGAAAAGACCAUAUAAAGAUUUUGAGAACUCAGUAUUACUUUCCUUCUCGAUGGAGACAGAAUGUUCCCUUUAGGAAUCUGGCUGCUGAACGAAAUGGUAACAACCUCUUAAUGAUAGCACCAGCCCAGGGUAAAGAAGAUGAAGGGAAAAGUGGUAAUAGUAGAAGUAAAGAUAAAGAUGGUAAGGACACAUAAAGUUGUGUUAACAUAUUUUGAUCUCUUUGGAAGUGCUGAAUACUAAAAAAAAAACAUACAGACGAGUUGAGUACCUCCUUCUUAUGGGAAGUUGGUCAAAAAAUAUGCUAAAUAAUCGAGACAGACGCUUUAAAAAGGUUAGUUGUUAUUAUCUCGUGAUUUUGUGUUAAUUAAAUCGAAUCUAAUGUUUUUUUUAAUAUUAUGUUACCUAAAUUAUAUUUAAU